AUGGCCAGCAACAAAGACCGCAUCACCUGCCACGUCCUCGACACCACCGCCGGCCGCCCCGCAAAGGGCCUCCGCGUCCGCCUCGAGGGUCCCGCCCCCGUCUCCUCCGCCUCCGCGCACCCCUCCAGCCACAACGCCCACAACGCCCUCAAGACCUUCGAGUCCCUCACAAACGACGACGGCCGCAUCACCGUCUGGCUGCCCUACAGCUCCGAGACGUCCUCGGGUGAGGUCCCCAUCUACACCCUCGAGGACGUCCUCGGCGCCGUGCAGGGGCCUUCGCGGUGGACGCUGCGGUUCGAUACCGCGGGCUACUUUGGCGAGGACCAGACCUUCUUCCCGGAGGCGACUGUUGUGUUCCGGGUCGACCAGGGGCAGCACUAUCAUGUUCCGUUGCUGCUGAGUCCGUACAGCUACACCACUUACCGUGGCAGCUAG
This is a messenger RNA of Trichoderma citrinoviride, 438 nucleotides long. Its product is annotated as putative transthyretin-like protein. Gene Ontology annotation, biological process: purine nucleobase metabolic process. Bases 1 to 438 code for a protein of 145 amino acids. The record is from RefSeq and is a predicted model, not a curated record. The transcript has a single exon. Lineage: Eukaryota; Fungi; Ascomycota; Sordariomycetes; Hypocreales; Hypocreaceae. Gene Ontology annotation, molecular function: hydroxyisourate hydrolase activity.